Aspergillus nomiae NRRL 13137 is the source of this 777-nucleotide messenger RNA. Its product is annotated as WW domain protein. The record is from RefSeq and is a predicted model, not a curated record. Gene Ontology annotation, molecular function: protein binding. The coding region runs from base 1 to 777 and encodes 258 amino acids. The transcript is spliced from 3 exons. Lineage: Eukaryota; Fungi; Ascomycota; Eurotiomycetes; Eurotiales; Aspergillaceae.
AUGGAUUUCGUCAGCAAACUCGCCGAAAAGUUCCUCGACAAGGACAAGUCCAGCAGCAGCCAAGAAGGCUACGGCAACCAGGGCGGAUACGGUGGACAGCAGUCCGGAAGCUAUGGCGGCGGCUACCCUCAACCGCAACAACAUUCAGGCCCUCAAGUGUCUCCCCCUUGGGUCGCCCGGUGGGAUGAGCAGUCACAGCGCUGGUUCUACGUGAACGAGCAGACCGGCGAGAGGACCUGGAACCACCCAGGCCAGGGCGGUGGCUACGGACAGCCGCAGCCUUCCUACGGUGGCGGUGCGCCUUACGGUGGAGAGCAGUCGUAUGGCCAGCAGCCCUCGUAUGGAGGAUAUGGUGAUUCGCGCCAGGGAGAUUACUAUCAGCAGCAGGAGCCUAAGAAGGAUCACUCUACGGCGAAAAUUGCGGGUGCUGCGGCUUUAGGUGUGGCUGGUGGAGCGUUGGCAGCGUAUGGUAUCCAUGAAGCGCAUGAGAGCUGGGAAGAGAAUAAGGAAGAGGUGAAACAAAAUGUAGAGGAUUUCCCUGAAAAUGCGGCGGAAUGGACCGGCGAAAAGGUCGGUGAGGUCGAAGCAGGUUGGGAUCGCGCCGAAGAUCGAGUCGAAGAAGGCUGGGAUCACACCGUCAAUGCGGUUGAGGACUUCCCCGAAAAUGCUGCAGAGUGGACUGGCGAAAAGGUCGGAGCCGUGGAACGGUUCGGUGAUGAUAUGCACGAUGCAUACGAACGGGGAGAGGAUGAGGGCCGCCGUGACGACGAUUGGUAG